Messenger RNA from Chiroxiphia lanceolata (lance-tailed manakin), 1270 nucleotides. Its product is annotated as poly(U)-binding-splicing factor PUF60-like. NCBI's taxonomy places the organism in Eukaryota, Metazoa, Chordata, Aves, Passeriformes, Pipridae. The record is from RefSeq and is a predicted model, not a curated record. Gene Ontology annotation, cellular component: precatalytic spliceosome; catalytic step 2 spliceosome. The transcript is spliced from 10 exons. Gene Ontology annotation, biological process: regulation of alternative mRNA splicing, via spliceosome; mRNA splice site recognition; alternative mRNA splicing, via spliceosome. Gene Ontology annotation, molecular function: RNA binding. The coding region runs from base 38 to 1270 and encodes 410 amino acids.
UCUCGCGAGAGCCGCGCGCGGAGCCGGGGAGGACAAGAUGGCGGCGACAACGCCGAUGGCGCUGGGGCCGGAGUCCCUCAAGCUGGAGAACGGGCAGAGCACGGCGGCCAAGCUGGGACUGCCCCCCCUGACCCCCGAGCAGCAGGAAGCUCUCCAGAAGGCCAAGAAGUACGCGAUGGAGCAGAGCAUCAAGAGCGUGCUGGUGAAGCAAACCAUCGCCCACCAGCAGCAGCAGCUCACCAACCUGCAGAUGGCAGCAGUGACAAUGGGCUUUGGAGAUCCUCUCUCACCUUUACAAUCGAUGGCGGCUCAGAGGCAGCGGGCGCUCGCCAUCAUGUGCCGGGUCUACGUGGGCUCCAUCUACUACGAGCUGGGGGAGGACACCAUCCGCCAGGCCUUCGCCCCCUUCGGGCCCAUCAAGAGCAUCGACAUGUCCUGGGACUCGGUCACCAUGAAGCACAAGGGCUUUGCCUUUGUGGAGUACGAGGUGCCUGAGGCCGCCCAGCUGGCCCUGGAGCAGAUGAACUCUGUCAUGCUGGGGGGCAGGAACAUCAAGGUGGGCAGGCCCAGCAACAUCGGGCAGGCCCAGCCCAUCAUCGACCAGCUGGCCGAGGAGGCCCGAGCCUUCAACCGCAUCUACGUGGCCUCGGUGCACCAGGACCUGUCCGACGACGACAUCAAGAGCGUCUUCGAGGCCUUUGGCAAGAUCAAAUCCUGCACCCUGGCCAGGGACCCCACCACAGGGAAGCACAAGGGCUACGGAUUCAUUGAGUACGAGAAGGCGCAGUCGUCGCAGGACGCCGUGUCCUCCAUGAACCUCUUCGACCUGGGGGGUCAGUACCUGCGGGUGGGCAAGGCCGUGACCCCCCCGAUGCCGCUGCUCACCCCGGCCACGCCCGGGGGGCUCCCCCCGGCCGCCGCCGUCGCCGCCGCCGCCGCCACCGCCAAGAUCACCGCACAGGAGGCCGUGGCAGGAGCUGCAGUUCUGGGCACUCUGGCGACACCGGGACUCGUGUCCCCAGCCCUGACCCUGGCCCAACCCCUGGGGGCUCUGCCCCAGGCUGUGAUGGCAGCACAGGCCCCUGGAGUCAUCACAGGUGGGGUCCCCUUCCCCUGGCACCUGUGUGACCCCUCCCCAGGAUAUCCUGAGCCCCAGGACGAGCAGGAUGAGCCCCAGGACCCCCCAGAACCCCCCCAGGACCCCUCCCAGGAUAUCCUGAGCCCCAGGACCCCCCAGGACCCCCCCAGGACCCCUCCCAGGAUAUCCUGA